AUGGACCCUUCCAGCUUCAGACUAUCCGCGGGUAUCCAUCUACUGGACCAACCGCUGCGUGGCCUGUUAGUUGCGGACAAGAAGCUGCACUUCUGGCGCAGGCGGUCUCUGACUCGAGCGCUAAGUACGUGGGCUCGGCUGUGCUGCGAGUUUAACAUCACCCGAGCGAAGCGUAGUCGUUUGAUCGCUUUGAAAACACAAGCACAAGCUCGAGUAGCCGAGCAGCGAGCCAUCCACGACGAAAUUGACCGGCAGAAAGUAGCGAGAAGCGAGGCAGCCGCGGAGCUGUUGGCUCUGUUAGCCAAGUCUCGAGAGGCUCAGGAGCAGCGCAGCCAGCGACGACAGCUGUAUGCGCAGCGACUUGCCAGCGCCGUCAAGCAGCGGGAUCUCGCGCAGGCUUGCGUGGCGAAGCAGCAGAGUGCGGUGAAGACAUUGGAGAUCGAGUUGCAAGAGAUCGAGGAGCUGCUGACAGAAGCUCGUCAGGCUCAAGAAGACUGUGCGCAAUACGCUCGCGAGCUGCACGUGCUCAAACGGCAGGUCGAGAACGCGUCCGUCAAGAUUAAUGCUGUUCGUUUCAACCAGCAGCACAACGCGGAGCCUCUAGGAAGCACUCGGCAAGACCAGGCGCUUCAACCGACCUUGUCCCAGCGCAGUGUGCCCCCGACACCGAUGAAGAAGACCCCUCGACUGCGAGAAGACACCGUGAAUAGUAACAACUCGGUGCCGCGUAGUCGAGGUGAGAGCAGUGUCGUACUAGGCCAGCAGUAUGUGUGUGACGUUCCGGGGUGCACGUGUGGCAUCCCGCGCGACGUAUUCCUCCGCAUUGGUGCUGCGCUGAACGACGAGUAA
Phytophthora sojae is the source of this 849-nucleotide messenger RNA. RefSeq lists its product as hypothetical. The transcript has a single exon. Lineage: Eukaryota; Oomycota; Peronosporomycetes; Peronosporales; Peronosporaceae. The coding region runs from base 1 to 849 and encodes 282 amino acids. The record is from RefSeq and is a predicted model, not a curated record.